Molecule: messenger RNA, 420 nt
Organism: Prorocentrum cordatum
Lineage: Eukaryota; Dinophyceae; Prorocentrales; Prorocentraceae
Source: the annotation of a GenBank genome assembly
AUGUGGCUCAUCACGCACAUCUGGCUCACGAGAAGCAGGUUCCACAGUUGUAUCUCCAUAUUCGAAGUGAAUCAUGUCGAGUAUCUUCUCCUGUGCGUCAUCCUUCGGCCGAUCUGCCGAGUCCAGUUGCCACUCCAUGCCGAAGCCCUCUGCAAAAGCCCAGUCCAGGUCGCCAGUCCUCCCAAGAUGAACACCAGUCCCCACGAAACACCUCAGGCCCUGCACGCUGCAAACAGGGUUAGCAGUCGGAGGAGAAGGAAGUCGAGGUGUACCAGCACCAUCCCAAGUAUCUGCGCCGCUGUGUUCACUAAGCGCAGGACGAAACUCACUGGCAGCACGAUUGAACGUGAACACAACAAACUCCGCAUCUGGAGAAGGCCCGAGAGCAUCCCGCACAACAUCCACAUCGCCUGCUACUGA